AUGGGCUUCGCAUCAUCGCUCAUGCCACGGAACCUGACCAUCCCCUUACAGAUGUUUGGAGGACAGAGCAGUAGUAAUAGUGCUACACGAGGACCCAUUGCGUUGUCAGAUGAUGAUCUUGAAGGCGCUACAAGGAUUGAUUGGGAUGAAUUGGAUGCUCAGUUUGAGGAUUUGGGCGAUGAAGAUAGUGAGGAGUUGGUGGCUGGAGGAGGUGGGGGAAGGUUGUUGAAGCCGAUGACGAGGCAGGCUCGGUAUCUGGACGAUGACGAUGAAGAUGGUAGUCAGGACGAUGGAGAGCCGUACAGGAUGACAUCAGGAGCUGACGAUGUGGAUGAUGAUGCUCCGUUUGUGGUCGACGACGACGAGGAAUUGGAGGCGGAGGUGGAAGUGCCAGGGAAGGGUGCCAAGAAGGAUCAACUGUUCAAGCUUGACACAAACGAGAGCGAGCAUGAGGACUAG
Linnemannia hyalina is the source of this 459-nucleotide messenger RNA. The record is from the annotation of a GenBank genome assembly. Lineage: Eukaryota; Fungi; Mortierellomycota; Mortierellomycetes; Mortierellales; Mortierellaceae.